CCCCUCUUUACUCUGCGCGUGCGCAUUGAUGUUAUGGGUACAAUAUUUUGAAUGUGCUAUUAACGAAAGAAGAGGUAUGGGAGUCGUAAGUAUUCAUCAGUUUCCUAUCCCAGAAGGAAAAAGUGGACAGCAGGCUGCUGAAUUGUUACAAAAAAGAUUAGAAACAAUUGGAGCUGUUAAAACUGGUACAUUUUGUGUUGAAUGCGAGACUUAUUAUGCUGCACCUCAUAUAAAUCCUAAUAGGGCGGUUAAUAUAAUUCAUAACAGUGAACAUCCAGUUACUUGCUUUGCAUUGCUGGAUACUGGAACAUGUCUAACUGCUGAUUCUCAAUUUGAUAUGUUCAUGAUGAAAAUGGCUGGCAUAUAUAUCCCGAAGAAAGCUACAAAAAUUGAAUCUAAAGGACCUCGUUACGAAGUUCGAGAUUUCGUCAUUAAAUUAGGAAGUGUAUCUAUUGGACCAAGUUUUAGAGGAAUAUUAGUUGAAGUUGAAUAUACACCUUGUGUAAUUCCUUUUUUUUGUUGGGAUUUGAUGCGAGAAUUACUGCAAGGUUUCAUGGGAAACAGUGUGCAGUGCCCUUCACAAUACCUGCAAGGAAGAAUGAAUGAAAUAUAUACAGCUAUAGACACUGUACAACAAUACAUGGAACAUUUUAAUUCAUUUCGCAGGUUACCAUCUGGUGUAAGUAGUUGAAAGAAAAAAAAGAACCAUUUUAAGUCAUGUGCCUCUUGUUAAAGGAGAGGGAUGAUUGUCUGGCAAUGAUGAAAAGGGUGCUGCAGAUUUGGUUUGGGCAAUUGCAGAUAUUGUCGUUCUCAGCGUACGGUUUGUAUUAGCCAAUUCCCAGAUACACAUACCAUCUUCACACUUUUCAAAAGUCUCUUUUUCACCUCCAUGAUAUUCCUAACCAUUUUUUACUUGAUUCUUCUCAUUAAUUCUCUUAAAAUUUAACAAGUUUACAAAAAACACAAUGUGAAAACCAUUUUUAGCUUGUCUCUUUUCAUUAACUUUCUUAAAACUCAAUGUUAACAAGUUUAAAUUAUGGGGAAAAAAAUAAUGUGAAAAUUUAGGGUUAUAGUGUGGAUAGUAACAGGCAUACUGGUGCUCAUGGCCUGUCAUAGCAUUGUCUCCAACAGUGUAAAUAAAAGAUAUGCAUGCAA
Stegodyphus dumicola is the source of this 1155-nucleotide messenger RNA. RefSeq names its product Mediator complex subunit 20 (gene MED20). The record is from RefSeq and is a predicted model, not a curated record. Gene Ontology annotation, molecular function: transcription coactivator activity. Gene Ontology annotation, cellular component: mediator complex. Gene Ontology annotation, biological process: regulation of transcription by RNA polymerase II. Lineage: Eukaryota; Metazoa; Arthropoda; Arachnida; Araneae; Eresidae.